AUAUCACACAUGAGCACAUUCUUUGUAUCUUUGUCAAUGAUCAUGGUCAGUGAUGUUGGCAGAAAAGGUGUAAAUGUUGUUAAUCCAUCCUUAGUCUUUUUAUAUGGAGAAAGUCAUGUUUUACGCAAAACCCGGAUAGAAAGUGCAGCUAACAAACAUUGAGCAUUGUGCAAUGAACAUAAAUUUAUGCAUACAUGGCAAAGACAGAAGUAGAUGGUAUCAUAGCACUUUUUUGACCUUAAAUAAAGAAGGAUCAUAAUUGAUUAUUACAAAUACAAAAACAACUCUCAGAUCUCAAAUUAACAAUUUGAAAUCUGGCUUCACUUGUUUAGUGUAACACUACCUGCCCCCACUAUUAGAUAUAUGUAGAACAUAGUUCCAACACAAUGGUACAGUGAGUGAUCAAAAGCCAGUAUUUAAAUUUUAGGUUUCAGGGUCUGCUCAUCAUAAACCUAGUCAAAUGAGAUAAUAAAAUACCAGGUUCAUACAAUUUCUUGUAAUAUCAAAGACCAAAGCCUAUAAGGAUUCUGCUUUGAAUAUCCCUCGAUUAAUCACUUCUGUGACCCCAGUUCUGUAUAUUUUGCAGGUAAAGACUUGAAGUUGGGCACUAACUACUGGUGUGCAUUAUCUACAUACCAUGGGGUGUUUUUCUUCAAAAGUCAUAGCCAGAUCAAUUAGUUUCCAUGAAGAGAGAAAGAAGAGAUCACGGAGAAAAACUAACGGCAUUCCAUUGCUGGAAGAUCUGAUCAUCUCCACUGGUGGCAGUGACCAGUACCUUGCUCUUGUCUGUGCAGCUAACACAGUAUCCAACAAACUGCAUUCUGGAAGUUUAAGUUCUAAUACUUCAUCAAAACUGGCCAUUGAGCCUGCCACUGCCACUUCUGAAACUAUCAAGAAGUUGAAGCCAUCAUCAGCAAGACUAAGCCAAGGAGAAGGGAAACAAAUUGAGAGUGAUAAGAACAGGUCCAAAAGUUGGCACCAGUUUCCAGAACACAUUGUGGACUCUCUUGUUCAGGAGAAUUCAUCUGGUUUUGAAGAUAAACAUGACUCGUGCUCUAAGGGUGCUGCGCGUAGUAGGAGCUUUCACACAGUGGAGGAAUAUGAUGAUAUAGUUAAAAAAAUAUGGUUGGCCGAAUGCCACGAUGGUCAGCAAAGUGAGUUUAAUGAUGAAGAAGAUGCUGGUUCAGGAACUAAUACAACUCAUCAUACUGAGCAUAAGGAUUGUAUCAUCAAGAAGAUGCAACCACCAAACUUAAACAAAAAGUAUUCAUUGGAAGAAAGAAAAGUAGUGAAGGAGAUCAACAACUUGAGUACAGAAGCAGAAAGCCACAUAUCUAGUUCAGGUAUUAAGAAUGAGGAAGUGGUUCCAAGCCAUAAAAGAAGCACCAUUGAGAAGGGAAUUAAGAGAAAAGCUGUGGCGAAGAGGCUAGAAUCACUUAGAAUCCCAUCUGGUGUUGAAUAUCCAGCCAUUGCUAGUCUUAGAGAAUGGCUCCCUGCAGGUGGAAUAUACUCUCCUGGAUCCUAUGUCACCCCAAAAUUUGGCAGUUAUUCUAUAAUGAACAUUAGGAAUGCAAAUGAAUCCAGUGAGGAUUCUAUAUUCAGUCCAGAGUUGGUGUCUGCAUUUGAACAAUGUAUGCAAAAACUUGAGGCAGAAGAAGAAAACAUUCUGAAACAAAUUGUAGAGAAUGUGGAGGAAGAAAGUGAAGCAAGCAGCCCCAAGAAAGGACACCAUGCAUAGAAGAUCAAACCCAUACUAAAGGUGAAUUUUGUUAAUAACGGAUAAAUCAUAGACUAAAGUGAUAUUUCUACUCCACUACUCUAUUUUUCACAUCUUCAAUGCCUGUAUGCAUGUGAAUUUUCAGAUCAUUUUUUUUUUAAUUUGAGAGUAUUUUGGGAAGAGGUGCCAAUUUACAUGGCAGUGAAUGUAAAUGUACUGUGCCUACAUUCAAUGCCUUGACCACCUUUGUAUAUCAUAUCUUAGUUAUAAAAAUUCAGUGACAUGCAGAUGCAGCCUAGUUUGAUUUAAUCCUUAUAUUUCUGGGAAAGUACAAGCGGAUUUUAUGACUUUCUCACCUCAUUCAAUAUGAAACAGCCACAUUUUCGCAAUAUUA
Glycine soja is the source of this 2111-nucleotide messenger RNA. RefSeq lists its product as uncharacterized. Bases 638 to 1738 code for a protein of 366 amino acids. Lineage: Eukaryota; Viridiplantae; Streptophyta; Magnoliopsida; Fabales; Fabaceae. The record is from RefSeq and is a predicted model, not a curated record. The transcript is spliced from 3 exons.